UGUGCACAUGUAUAGUACAUGCAUGGGAUCAAAGCUACCUAUAUAAACUCCCAGGCUCUGUGUGGGUUCAAACACAUUUCAAAGCUUCGGUAUCCCAACAAGUUUCAUUCUCCUUCCUGACUUUCCGAGUCAGGUAACAAUUAAGUUAUGGUUCUCCUGGGAUCCAGGAGACAAAUGGGAAAGCUUCACUAUCCCAAGAACUGGCCCUGCACAGCGAUGCUCUCUCUGCUCUUUAUCCCAAGUAUCUCCGAAGCGGUACGUGUGACUCAACCAGCAGUGGUCCUGGCCAACAGCAGAGGGAUUGCCAGCUUUGUGUGUAAAUAUGAGUUGACAGAAAAAACCAAAGAGAUCCGAGUGGGACUUCUUCGACAGAUGGACAACCAGAUGGUUGAAGUCUGUGCCUCAACAUAUCUGGUACAGAAUCAACCAGUGUUCAUGGAUGACAUGCUUGAGUGCACAGGAAAUGCCAGCGGGAAUAAAUUGAUGCUCACUCUCACAGGACUGAAGGCCUCAGACAGUGGACUGUACAUCUGCAAAGUGGAGCUCAUGUAUCCUCCCCCCUACUACAUGGGUUUGGGCAAUGGAACACAGAUAUAUGUCAUUGAUCCUGAACCUUGCCCAGACUUUGAAGUCAUGCUCUGGAUCCUGGCAAUAGUGAGCUCUGCGUUAUUUUUUUACAGCUUCCUCAUCACAGCUGUUUCCUUGAAUAAAAUGCUAAAGAAAAGGAGUCUUCUCACUACAGGAGUCUAUGUGAAAAUGCCCCCAACAGAACCGGAACAUGAGAAGCAAUUUCAGCCCUACUUUAUUCCCAUCAACUGAGAAGAUGGAGUGGUGCAUAGAGAGAUGGUUUUCCAAUUGCAAGUGACACUGAGAUCUUCACUUUCAUUGUAACCUGCUUUAAAAACUUUUUUUGAAGGAGGGAGGGUAGAGGGUAGACUUGAAUGUGGGAGGAUGAAAAAAACAAACAAACCUCUAAUUAAAAUAUGGUUGAGUAUAGAGCCCUAGCUAUGUAUUUGGAGAGUUAAAACUCAAAGAGCAGGAUGUAUCAGGGAAAAUAAUGUUUCUGAUAUUUCGAGGAAAUAUGAACAAAAAGGAUCCAUCCAGGAGCAAAACAUGAAUAUCUUAUGAUAUAGAAUGGUGGACCUAGGUUUGGGCAAUGAAUUAAGGAGGGAGGUAGAGGACUCCUGUUCAAUCUUGUGUUUUAAAUGAGCUAAGCAUGUCUGAACAAAAUUAUCUUUUCAAGUUUAAUAAUUAUGUUAUUGUUUUUUCUCUUUACAAAUGUUUUGUUACAUGAUUUUUUAAAAAUGGAAUGAAGUGGCUCUGUUUAAGCAAGUGAUUCCUCAGUUGUUUAGUUGUAUUGUACCAAUAUGUAUCCUUUAUAAAGUCUGAUAGCAUUAUGUGCCAGGCGAGGCAAGGGCUAGAGUAUCUGCUGAUCAGUUACAUUCAAACACUAUGUGACAGUGUCUUGCCUCCCACUAACUAAUUGGGAAGGCUGGUGGACCCUGGCUCAGGACACUAAUGAGCCAGGAGGGAAUGGAGGUAAUGACCUCCUUUAGUUCCAAUUAACUCUGAAUCCAAAUGAAACAGUAGUAGCUCUCUGGAUUCCAACAGAAAGGUAAAGUUCCAUUGGCAUGAUAGGACCCAGGGCAUUGAAUAUUGGAUCCUGGCAUUUUAUCUGGCUUCCCACUUAAGUGAAAGCUUAUGGUAGCUGAGCAAAUCCUGACUCAUCAUAGUACAAGGAAAAGGAUCGUUCUGGAAGUCCUUUCAGGCCCAUUUUCAGGGUGUCCCCAACCCUGAGGGACAGAUGGUUAAUGUCCACUUAGCAACAAGGCAGGAGGUAGUUGGUGUCUGGGAAGGGCACAUAAUGUUUUUGAAAGUGAACACUGUUUGGGUGUUUUUAAACUCACUAUUUUCCAUGAAAAUGUAAACAAUAUGUAUAGUAUUUUAAU
Phascolarctos cinereus (koala) is the source of this 1949-nucleotide messenger RNA. It is a transcript of the gene CTLA4, whose product is annotated as cytotoxic T-lymphocyte associated protein 4. NCBI's taxonomy places the organism in Eukaryota, Metazoa, Chordata, Mammalia, Diprotodontia, Phascolarctidae. The record is from RefSeq and is a predicted model, not a curated record. Gene Ontology annotation, biological process: B cell receptor signaling pathway; immune response; regulation of T cell proliferation. Gene Ontology annotation, cellular component: external side of plasma membrane; membrane.